Coccomyxa subellipsoidea C-169 is the source of this 651-nucleotide messenger RNA. RefSeq lists its product as hypothetical. Gene Ontology annotation, biological process: regulation of cilium movement. The transcript is spliced from 7 exons. The coding region runs from base 1 to 651 and encodes 216 amino acids. The record is from RefSeq and is a predicted model, not a curated record. Lineage: Eukaryota; Viridiplantae; Chlorophyta; Trebouxiophyceae; Coccomyxaceae.
AUGGUUCUCCUCAUCGUCAAGAGAUCGGAAGCUCAGCAGUUUCUGUAUGAAGUCCCCGCUGAUACCGUUGUGGAGGAAGCUCUGCAGCGCGUUGUCAACGUCAACAAUUUGCGUUACAAGAUACAGAGGCUGAAGGAGGGAGGCGAAAAGCUUCAUCUGGCUGACUCUGACAGUCAAAUGGGCUCUGCAGACGAUGCAAGAAGCGUUUGUGCACCAGAUCAGGCAGAGGCGCUGCAGAGGAGAUUGGCUGCAGCAGAACAGCUGCAGCAUAAGGACCAGGUAGGGAAGAAGGUGGCCCUCACGGAAGCCUCGCUGGAGGAAGCUGUGGAUGACAUCAGACAUGCUGUGGCUGAAGCUUUUCCCGACGGGCUUCUCUUAGAUAAUCCACUCAUGCGGGCACUAGACGGGACCGAGGACCUUGCAGAGACAUCGGUGGUGGUAAAGUUGCAGCGCGCUGGAUAUGGCCCACCACCCCGAGAGCCGGCUGUCGAUGAGGAGACGCAGAAGGCGAUGUUGGCGUACUACUAUAAGAAGCAGGAAGAUCAGAAGAGGCUGGCUGCGGAUGACACUAGGUAUUAUGACUCUGCCUGGGCGAAUCCAAGGAGUCUCAAAAAUCAAUUUUCAGGUAUAGGGGACGUGCGCCUGUCAUAG